AUGGGCGAUGCAGAGAGAAGAGGCGCCGGCGAUUCAGUGAGCCAGGAGGCGACCCGGCUGCAGAGGCGGGCUCCGUCGUCGAUUCAGAUAAGCCGGCCGGCGAGCUGGAACGUGGCGAUCCCGUUGCUAUCCCCGCUGGUGUCUCCUUGCUUGGAGCAAGUCGAUGUUUUGAUGGGUGAGAACAAGGCGAGGGAGGAGGCGAGGUCGCGGGACAAACCGGCCACCUUUACAAGGUGGAAGCACCCGGCGGCUCCAUUCUAUUAUGGGCCUGUCCAGAGGACCACCCCCUUUGUGCCCGUCUGA
Molecule: messenger RNA, 303 nt
Organism: Momordica charantia (bitter melon)
Lineage: Eukaryota; Viridiplantae; Streptophyta; Magnoliopsida; Cucurbitales; Cucurbitaceae
Source: RefSeq, a predicted model, not a curated record